This is a messenger RNA of Aspergillus candidus, 4299 nucleotides long. RefSeq names its product putative ABC multidrug transporter. Gene Ontology annotation, biological process: transmembrane transport. Gene Ontology annotation, molecular function: ABC-type transporter activity; ATP binding; ATP hydrolysis activity. Gene Ontology annotation, cellular component: membrane. Lineage: Eukaryota; Fungi; Ascomycota; Eurotiomycetes; Eurotiales; Aspergillaceae. The coding region runs from base 1 to 4299 and encodes 1432 amino acids. The transcript has 6 exons. The record is from RefSeq and is a predicted model, not a curated record.
AUGAAAGAAGAUAUGCGGAUGGACGAAGAACUCACCCAAAUGGCUCGUCGAUAUACGUCCAAUGUCCAAUAUCCACAACCAUCUCUAUUCCCUGCCCCCGCCGAAGCGUUUCUGGAUCCUCAGAGCCCUGAAUUCAGUGUGAGGAAAUGGGUCAAGGCGUUUUUCCAGCUCCGCAACAGCAGCGUUGAGGGCGUGAAGCCCAGAACUGCCGGAAUUGCCUUCCGAGACCUCAGCGUGCACGGGUUCGGCACUGCGACUGAUUAUCAGAAGACGGUGGGGAACGUCAUCUUGGAGGGCGUCACCUACUUCAAAAACAUAGUGCUGCGUCAGAAGCAGCAGCGUAUGGAGAUCCUUCGCGGCCUCGAAGGUGUGGUUCGUAGCGGCGAGAUGCUGGCCGUUCUCGGCCCCCCCGGCUCGGGCUGCUCGACGCUUCUGCGAACGAUAGCUGGCGACACCCACGGCUUUCACAUCAACGACGAAUCCACAAUAAACUAUCAGGGAAUUCAACCUAGCCAGAUGGCAAGUCGCUUCCGAGGGGAGGCCAUCUACACCGCAGAGGUCGACGCCCAUUUCCCUCACAUGACAGUUCGCGACACCCUCUACUUCGCGGCACUUGCUCGUUGCCCCAAGACAAUGCCGCCCGGUGUCUCUCGCCACGAGUAUGCCGAGCAUCUUUGUGAUGUCAUGAUGGCCAUGUUCGGUAUUUCGCAUACAAGGAACACUCGUGUCGGUAACGAUUUUAUUCGUGGUGUUAGCGGUGGCGAGAGAAAACGAGUUACCAUCGCUGAGGCCGCUCUCAACCAUUCUCCUCUCCAGUGUUGGGAUAACAGCACGAGAGGCCUGGAUAGUGCCAAUGCUCUCGAGUUCUGUCGAGCCUUGCGGAUCCAGGCGGAUGUUUUAGGGACAACUGCUUGCGUUGCCAUUUAUCAGGCAUCCCAAGACGCCUACGAGGUCUUUGACAAAGUUGUGGUUCUGUAUGAAGGGCGGCAAAUCUACUUUGGCCGCACCGACCAAGCCAAAGCCUAUUUCGAAGAGCUCGGCUUUGCCUGUCCUGAUCGUCAGACAACGGCCGAUUUUCUCACUUCCAUGACCAGCCACCGGGAAAGAGUUGUGCGCCCUGGGGCCAACCCCCCACGUAGCCCUGACGAAUUCGCCGAUGCUUGGAUGCGAAGCCAGCACCAGGCUUGUCUCAACGUCGAGAUUGACCAGUACCUUGCUCAGUAUCCCUUCGACAGCGAACACUAUGACAGCUUCCUGGCCUCACGACGGGUCGACCAGGCGAGAUCACAGCGCGAGGGCUCGCCUUUCAACCUCUCAUACUGGCAGCAAGUCAAGCUUACUCUAUGGAGAAACUGGAUCCUCCUGAAAUCAGAUCCGAGCAUGACUCUGACAAUGUUGUUGACAAACCUCUUCAUGUCUCUCAUGACGGCCAGUAUUUUCUACAACUUAUCCAACACUUCCGAAAGCCUUACAAGACGUGGCACUCUUCUCUUCUUCAUUAUCCUGAGCAACGCAUUUGGCAGCAUGCUAGAGAUCAUGACGUUAUAUGCCAAACGACCUAUCGUUGAGAAACAUAACCGAUACGCGCUGUACCAUCCUAGCUCUGAGGCUUUAUCAUCGAUGAUUAUUGAUCUGCCGUACAAAACAGUCAACGCCAUUAUUUGUAAUAUUGCACUUUACUUCAUGUGCAAUAUGCGUCGUGAAGCUGGUCCAUUUUUCUUUUUUCUGCUGGUUGUCUACAUCAUCACGCUUACGAUGUCCAUGAUGUUCAGGCUAAUGGCAUCGCUCACCAAGACCAUUGCCCAGGCUUUGGCUCCAGCAUCUGUCAUCCUCCUUAUUAUCUGUUUGUAUACUGGAUUUGCCAUCAAGAUCCAAUAUAUGCAGGUAUGGCUGGGAUGGUUGCGUUGGGUCAACCCUGUGCAUUACGGGUUCGACAGCCUCAUGACCAAUGAGCUUGUGGGACGCAUGUUUGAAUGUGAUUCCUUUGUUCCGGCCGGACCUGACUACUCCUCGAUCGAAGCAAGCGAGCGUGUCUGUACCGUGCCCGGCUCUACUCCUGCUGCAAAUUUUGUCAGUGGCUCUUCCUAUCUCGAGACAUCGUAUGGAUACCAGAAUGCCCACAAGUGGCGUAACAUCGGCAUUAUGAUCGCCUUCUGUAUCGCCUUCUGCGUCGGCCACCUGGUUGCGGUAGAAUUGGUGGCGUCUGAACGCUCCAAAGGUGAAGUCCUUGUUUUUACACGCAAGGGGAUCAAGAAGCAUGCCCCAAAGGCUGAGGAUAUUGAGACCACUACCGACAGCCGGCCGACUAAGGAGGUCAUCGCUGGUGAUAACGUUUACGAAAGCACUGCAAAUAUUGAGAAAGCUACGUCCGUCUUUCACUGGCAGGACAUCUGCUAUGAUGUCAAGAUCAAGGAUGAGACCCGCCGCCUUCUGGAUCAUGUAGAUGGCUGGGUAAAGCCUGGAACUCUAACGGCACUCAUGGGUGUCUCCGGAGCCGGUAAGACAACGCUCCUUGACGUGCUGGCGAGCCGUGUUACAAUGGGUGUCAUCAGUGGAAGCAUGUUGGUCAACGGAAACCCUCGUGAUGCCUCAUUCCAACGUCAAACGGGGUACGUCCAGCAGCAAGAUUUGCAUUUGCACACGUCGACGGUCCGAGAAGCCCUCACUUUCAGCGCGCUCUUGAGACAACCCCCAAACUACUCAAAGGAGGAAAGGAUAGCCUACGUGGACACCGUCAUCGAGCUACUGGAUAUGCAGCCAUAUGCCGAUGCCAUCAUUGGCGUGCCAGGCGAAGGCCUCAACGUUGAACAACGCAAGAGACUCACAGUUGGUGUCGAGUUAGCCGCCCGACCUAAGUUGCUACUCUUCCUCGAUGAGCCUACUUCAGGUCUUGACAGCCAGACAUCAUGGUCUAUGUGCGAUCUGAUGGAGAAGCUUACAAACAGUGGCCAGGCUAUCCUCUGCACUAUCCACCAGCCCUCUGCUAUCCUCUUUCAGCGUUUUGACCGACUACUGCUUCUUGCCAAGGGAGGCCGCACAGUAUACUUUGGCCCGAUUGGCAAGAACUCGCAGACCCUUCUCGACUAUUUUGUUCGCAACGGCGGCGCUCCCUGUUCGCCAGAGGCUAACCCAGCUGAACAUAUGCUGCACGUGAUUGGUGCCGCCCCUGGCUCAGGUAGCGACAUCGACUGGCCUGUGGCGUGGCGUAACAGCCCAGAGUACCGUGAAGUGCAAGACGAGCUCGCCAGACUGUCGUCCAAAGCCCGCUCCAACGAGCCCUCACUGGGGCCGGUACACGUAUCCGAGUUUGCUGCACCUCUCGGGCUUCAGCUCAGGGAGGUCUGCCGCCGUGUCUUUCAACAGUAUUAUCGCAGUCCUACCUACGUCCUGUCAAAAGGAUUUUUGUCUGCUGGAGGAGCCCUGUUUAUUGGCCUGUCUUUCCUCAACAUUGACAAUACCCAAAGUGGUCUCCAGAAUCAGCUCUUUGGUGUUUUCAUCUUCCUCACCAUUUUCAGCCAGCUUGUUGAUCAAAUUUUGCCCGUCUUUGUCUCUCAACGUACCAUGUAUGAGGCUCGCGAGCGCCCAUCGAAGAGCUAUUCAUGGGUGGCCUUCAUCUGUGCAAACAUGCUUGUUGAAGCCUUCUGGAACUCGGUAUUUUCUCUUUUCAGCUUCUUUUUCUGGUACUUCCCAAUGGGCCUGUACCGCAACGCGCGAUAUACUGAUGCUGAACACUCCCGUGGUGUCUUGGUCUUCCUCUUUAUCUGGGUCUUCUUCUUGUUCUCAAGCACCUUUUCGCAUCUCAUCAUUGCUGGUAUUGACAGUGCUGAGGUGGCUGGCGGAAUUGUCGGACUUCUAACCGUCAUGAUGUUCACGUUUUGCGGUAUUCUUGCCAGUCCGACACAGAUGCCAGGCUUUUGGAUCUUCAUGUAUCGCGUCAACCCCUUUACAUAUUUUGUCGAUGGUUUUGUCGGUACAGCCCUUUCGAAUGCACCAGCCACGUGCGCGGACAACGAGUUUGUCUUCUUCAAUCUUCCCAACGGUACGACAUGCGGCGAAUACAUGAGAUCAUAUAUUGCCAUGGCCGGCGGCUUCGUCCAAGACUCCAAGGCCACCGACGAGUGCCGCUUCUGCCAAAUCUCAGAGACCAACAGGUUUCUCUCGAGUGUCAGCAUUUCUUUUACGAACCGAUGGCGCAACUUUGGUCUCAUGUGGGUGUUCGUCGUCUUCAACGUGUUCUCAGCGAUCGGUUUAUACUGGUUGGCUCGGGUGCCUAAGAAGACCAAGGUGAAGAAGCAAUAG